CAGAGGUCGCCGCCGUCGCAGCCUCGCAGAGUUCUCGAGGUUGGCGCGACACUGAGCAUGGGCGCUGAUGGCCAUGGAAGGCUACAGAGGCUUCCUGGCGCUGCUGGUUUUGGCGUUGUUCUUCGGCUUCCUGUCGGUGAUCUGCACCCUCGUCUGGGUCCUCCACUACCGGGAAGGGCUCGGCUGGGACGGGAGAGGAGCCGAGUUUAACUGGCACCCGGUGCUCCUUGUCACCGGCUUCGUCUUCAUCCAGGGCAUCGCCAUCAUUGUAUACAGACUGCCAUGGACCUGGAAAUGCAGCAAGUUCCUGAUGAAGUCUAUCCAUGCAGGGUUAAAUUCUGUGGCUGCCAUUCUUGCAAUUAUUGCUCUGGUCUCUGCAUUCGAUUACCACAAUACCCUUAGCAUUCCCAACAUGUACAGUUUGCACAGCUGGAUUGGACUGAUAGUUGUCAUACUCUACAUCUUACAGCUUGUCCUAGGUUUAUUCAUCUUUCUGUUUCCUUGGGCUCCACCUUCUCUCCGAGCAAUCUUCUUGCCCAUACAUGUUUACUCUGGACUUCUCCUCUUUGGAUCCGUAAUGAUAGCAGUACUUACGGGAAUGACAGAGAAGCUGUUUUUCGUCCUGCCAAAUGGUCUGUACAGUUUAUUACCACCAGAAGGUGUGUUUGUAAAUACCCUCAGCCUUUUGGUUGUGGUGUUUGGGGCCCUCAUUUUCUGGAUAGUCACCAGACCGCAAUGGAAACGUCCUCAAGAACCGAAUUUGACCCUUCUUCAGCCAAAUGGAGGCACUGCAGGGGGCGUGGCAGGUUCCAUGGCAAUACACUCUGACAACAUGGACAAAUCAGAUGCAGAGUUAAACAGUGAAGCAGCAGCAAGGAAAAGAAACUUCGCCCUGGAUGAGACUGGACAGAGAUCCACCAUGUGAAGUGUUAUAGUGGCAUAGGUACAUAACCUCACUUUAAAAAGCAGCUCUACAGUAAGCUUCUCCUAUGUAGCAGUCAGAUGAUUGAGCUACACACAUAGUGUCGAUUUUUAUUUUAAUCGUUGGGGAGGAUUUCUUGGAAGUGGUCAUAUUGAUUGAAGCCUACGAACUACCUGAAUUAGAAAAGACACGGUCAGUGUUAAUAAUCACACACAUGAAUUAUGGUUUCUCUCUCUUUCUUGUUGAAGAUCAAAGCAUUAGCACAGUGCCUUGCACAGACCAGAUGCUCAAAAUCUAUCCAUCGGUUAAUUUGACAAACUGGCAGCAUCCCCGGCCUUUUUUGUCUUACAGUCAUUUUCUGAUAAUUCUGGGAGCCUGAUGAUUCCAGAACUCAGUAGAACCAGUUCUCAAGUUUAAAAUCUCAGACAGGGUAUAGACCAUUCUGCUGCAAGGAUAUUGUAACUAGAGUACAGGAAAAAAAAAAAAAUGAGGACAAUAACUGGUUCCGUGGCCCCAUGCCUGACUUCUGCUCUCUCCAGCUAAUUUGGGCUGAGAUUGGCCCUGGAGUCCAGGCUUUAUAUGAGUCUGUUUUGGCAUAGACUUUGGCCCAUAGGCAGCUGAAGAUAUCUUCUCUGGUCAGACUUAGAAGAUUUUCUAAAACUCAGUUUAGUCUCGAGACUUCCUUGGGGUAGGUGUACUUUAGAAUCCAGAUUCUAAACCUCUUUGAAUGAAAAUAUGCCUUAAUGUUUAAGCAACGUAAACUACUCUACAAACCUCAAAGAGCACUUUUCCCUAAGUUGCUGUUUUAAAUUUUGAAAGUACUUAGCUGACACUUACUGUGUGCCCUGACACUCUUCUAAGCACUCUGCAAACAGGAGCUUAGCCAGUCUCCGGUCUGUUAUCACCACUUCACUGAUGAGAGAGCUGACACCUGGAGAGGCUGGUCACUUGCUCCAGGAUCACACAGCUCAUUACAGAGGAACUGAGAUUCAGACCCUGGCAGACUGGCUCCUCAGGCCACGAUCCUAACCACUUCCCUCUUUUCCAGUUUUGUACUAAUUUGCACCUACUUUAGCCCUCCCCUGAAUAAACCUCCUCAAUUGCUGGAGUGGAGUGGAGUUGCUAAACAGAUACUUCUUACCCUUGGCUUUCUCUCCGUGCAGAUUCCCCACCUAACCCAGAAGGGCCACCCCUACCCGAAAAUAA
Messenger RNA from Tupaia belangeri chinensis (Chinese tree shrew), 2128 nucleotides. It is a transcript of the gene CYBRD1, whose product is annotated as cytochrome b reductase 1. Lineage: Eukaryota; Metazoa; Chordata; Mammalia; Scandentia; Tupaiidae. Gene Ontology annotation, molecular function: oxidoreductase activity. The record is from RefSeq and is a predicted model, not a curated record. The transcript has 4 exons. Gene Ontology annotation, cellular component: lysosomal membrane. Bases 68 to 925 code for a protein of 285 amino acids.